Molecule: messenger RNA, 591 nt
Organism: Histoplasma mississippiense
Lineage: Eukaryota; Fungi; Ascomycota; Eurotiomycetes; Onygenales; Ajellomycetaceae
Exons: 2
Coding region: 1-591 (196 amino acids)
Source: RefSeq, a predicted model, not a curated record
AUGCAGACAGGGAACAUCGUCUUCCUCGCUCUGGGUAUUUCGGGGGAUUCCAGCCUUCGAUGGCCCAAAUGCCUAAUAGCGAUAGCCGCUUUCCUUCUCGGAAUCCUCUUCUUCAUAAAUGGUUCCCGCUUGCUCAACCCCCUCCGCCGUUCCACCCUGAUCACCUCAUUUACAAUUCAGACCCUUGCUAUCCUCAUCGCUUCAAUCCUCGUGGAAACGGACAUGGUCAAAAACAAACCGGCGCACGGCUCCAGCGGCAUUUCCUGGAUGGAAGUCAUCCCCAUCUCCCUACUAGCAUUCCAGGCCGGUGGGCAAAUCAUCACCUCCCGCCUUCUGAAAAUAGAUGAAAUCCCUACACUUGUGCUGACGACGGUCCUAUGUGAUUUGCUCAUUGAUCCGCGGCUGCUCGCCAACCCUAACACUGUCAGAAAUCGGCGAAUUGGAUCGUUUGGCGCCUUGUUUGUCGGUGCGAUGGUUUCGGGCUUUCUGUCAAAAGAGGCAAGCGUGGCGAGCUCGUUGUGGUUAGCUACGGCGAUUAAGGGAGCUGUUACGCUUUGCUGGGUAGUUUGGAAGGGAAAGGGGUUAUGCUGA